ACGUCGCCCGGCACUAGUUCUAAACAAAAUAUGGCGGACGUAGUGGCGGUUCCGAUCCUGCAAACCCAAACAAAACCGAUAAAAAUCGUAAAAUGGAAAGUGCGAAAGGGAAGCGCCUUUCCCGUGGGAAGGAUCCUGCUCAUUUAUCAAUUUGCCGACGAGGAAAAACCGGAACAGAAGAAAUUAAAGGCCACCGCGGCCGGAAUCGUGCACAAAAUUGUGGCGAAAGAGGGAAAAACCGUUCUGCCUGGGGAACCUCUUUUUGAAAUGAACUCCUGCAGCCAUCCCACAAUAAUGAACGACAUGUGUGCCGAAUGUGGUGAGGAUCUACGUAAAGACGAUGCGCCGCCAAAGUCUACAGCAUCAGUGCCAAUGAUUCAUGCCAUACCAGAGUUAAAAGUCAGCGAAGAGCAAGCCCAGAAACUGGGACAGGCCGACAACGAUCGUCUUAUCAAAGAUAGAAAACUGGUGUUGCUCGUUGAUUUAGAUCAGACCUUAAUUCAUACCACUAACGAUAACAUACCGCCAAAUAUUAAAGAUGUUUACCACUUUCAGCUGUAUGGCCCAAAAUCUCCCUGGUAUCACACGAGGUUAAGGCCCGGGACUCACAAAUUCCUUAGCUCAAUAUGUGAAUUCUAUGAGCUCCACAUUUGUACUUUCGGAGCCCGGAAUUAUGCCCAUAUGAUUGCCAUGUUUUUAGAUCCGGAAGGCAAGUUCUUUGGCAGUAGAAUCCUUAGCCGGGAUGAGUGUUUUGAUCCGACAAGCAAAAAAGCCAACUUAAGUGCCCUAUUUCCUUGUGGUGACGACAUGGUGUGCAUCAUAGACGACAGGGAAGACGUCUGGUCUCACGCCUUAAAUUUGAUCCACGUGAAGCCCUAUCACUUCUUUCAGCAUACGGGGGAUAUUAAUGCACCCCCUGGCCUUGAUAAGCACGAGGCGGAUGAUAAGGAGGGAGUGGAUUUGACUAAAAUUGUAAAAAACAACAAGACUCCUAAAGAAAAACCUUCUGAAGCAACCGAAGUGGACUCUAAAGAGGAUAAAGUAAACCCUAGUGAGAAAACUGAUGAGGAGAUGAAUGAAAAUGAGGUGGAAACAACUACAAAAAGUGAAGAAGCGGAAGAAAUGGUUAAAACGGACACUACUACUAAUGGGGAGUUAUCUAAAUCGGAAGAAGUAGAGUCCGAGGAGCACAAUGGAAAGUUGAAAGCGGCCGAAAAUGUGAAAAAACCCGCCACAGACGAUGGACUGAUUGAAAUCGAGGAUCCCGACGAUUAUCUCGUUUAUUUGGAGGAUGUUUUGAAGAGGAUCCACAGGGCGUAUUAUGAGAUGUACGACAAGAUGGAGGCCGGCAAGAUUCCCGACUUAAAAAAGGUUAUUCCAAACGUCAAAUGUAAAGUGCUAAAAGGCACCAAACUGGUGUUCAGCGGCCUGGUACCAACCCACUACAAACUGGAACAAUCGAAAGCGUAUCAAGUGGCCCGCAGCCUCGGGGCGGAGGUACAAAACGACCUGGACGACGACACCACCCAUUUGGUGGCGGUACGUCCGGGUACCGCCAAAGUGAACGCGGGCAGACGCAGGAAAAACUUGAAAAUCGUCACGCCCGAUUGGUUGUGGUGUUGCGCGGAACGAUGGGAGCACGCGGACGAACGGAUUUUCCCGUUGAACUCGAAAGGGUCGAAGAACCGACACCCGCCGCCCCACUGCAGUAGUCCGGAACACGUCCCGGAUUAUCCGGAGGAACACGAGACGCCCGGAAUGCGGAAGCGACGUACUCCCAGCGGACGGUUUAUGGACACGAUCAAUCCGUUGAUGUCGUUUAGUACCGCGGAUAUUGCCGAUAUGGAUAAAGAGGUCGAAGAUAUUUUAGAAGAUGACGAAUCGGACGAAGAUACGGAAAACGAGCAGGCACGCGCGCCUCCGGGUAAUAAUGAGGAGGAAGAGGAGGAAAACGAUACGGACAUGGAGGAAGUGAAUUUUAAGCAUAUGAUCGAAACGGAAAUACUGGGGAAGUAUAAUACGCAGGAGGAUGACGAACGGGAGUCAACCAACAAGGACGAGGAUAUUGAGGAAGAGGUUCCGAAAGCAGAAGAGGAGGAAGUUGCAGACCGAACCGAGUGUCAAUCCAUACGUAUUCAACGGAAAAAGCCGCGAAUUUCGAAAAAACGCAAACGUCUCCCCCUGGACGCCGAAGGGGACAACAGCCAAGAAGAAGAGUUUCCCAGCGAGAAGUUCCGUAGGGGCGAAGACUGUUCGGACGAACUGGAUAAUCCGGAUCGGGACUCCGAUGACGUAGACAGCAGCAGUUUCUCGGCCCCGCCCUCUUCCGACGAGGAGGAGUGGAACAUGAUGGGGGCGGAGCUUGAGAGGGAGUUUUUGUUAGAUUAAUUCGGAGUGAGGGAUAUCAGGGGAGACAGUCUUUAAAAAAAAAUUACAGUACAAAUAAAACUGUACAAUCUUAGUUAUUGUUGUUACUGAAAGGAAUUAAAGCUGUACAAAUGUUUGUUAAUCCAAUUUUUUUUUAUUGUCGAAGAGUUUUAUAUAAUGCAAUGUGUCACCUUUUUUUUUUUUAAUUGAGUAAAAGUGUUUAUAGUCUAUUUAAUUGAAAAUUAACCGUUAUGUGAUAUAUUUUUGUAUGACUGGUAUGUUAUUAGACUGUUCUUAUUUCGAAAUUAAAAUAGUUCAAACGGU
This is a messenger RNA of Anthonomus grandis grandis, 2691 nucleotides long. It is a transcript of the gene Fcp1, whose product is annotated as RNA polymerase II subunit A C-terminal domain phosphatase. Gene Ontology annotation, molecular function: RNA polymerase II CTD heptapeptide repeat phosphatase activity. Gene Ontology annotation, cellular component: nucleus. The transcript has 8 exons. The coding region runs from base 31 to 2388 and encodes 785 amino acids. NCBI's taxonomy places the organism in Eukaryota, Metazoa, Arthropoda, Insecta, Coleoptera, Curculionidae. The record is from RefSeq and is a predicted model, not a curated record.